Messenger RNA from Capsicum annuum, 1630 nucleotides. RefSeq lists its product as uncharacterized. Bases 617 to 1456 code for a protein of 279 amino acids. NCBI's taxonomy places the organism in Eukaryota, Viridiplantae, Streptophyta, Magnoliopsida, Solanales, Solanaceae. The transcript is spliced from 3 exons. The record is from RefSeq and is a predicted model, not a curated record.
UUUUCCAAAAAUAUCCAUUUUUACGUCUGUAUAUAUCAUCAUCUGCUCUUAUUUGCACGGUUCAACAUUUUAUUUUAUUUUCCGGAUAAGGCGUUUUAUUUCUGUCCGAUUUAUGCUCCCCUUCUUCACUCUCAUCAAUUUCUAAAUCUUCAUCAUGCUAAUAACCAUUUGAUUUAUCUCUUCAAACCGCUAAAAAUAAAUAAUUAUCGAUUUUCAUUUCUCUAUAACUUCAGAUCCCUAAGCUAGGGUUUUGAAUUAGGAAUUUCUUACACUUUUUUUCUUUUGUGAAGAGCAUCGGACAAUGCAUUCGGUGCCUUCUGUAUUAUUUGAUCUAUUUACUCCACCGCACGCUGCGUAUUUUCAUGGUUUUUUGUGUUUUCAUCAUCUGAAAAAUAUGGAGAAAUUUGAUCGGGUUAAUAGUCUUAGUUAACGUUUAAUAUUUUUUUUUUGAUCGCUGGUUUUUUUUCAUUUCCCUAAUAUUUUUGUACCCGAAUCUGUUGGUAUAGCCGUGGUGUUUUAUUUUUUUUUUUAGCGGUGUGUGAUCUUGUGUGGAGGAUCUGACAAGGUUUAUUUCAACCGACAAAAUACAGAGGUCUUGCUGCUCUCUUUGUAAUUGAUGGACGAUUUCCCUGCUAGCUACAAGUUGGUGUCUGAAAAUGUAGGCGCUCUUUGCAUGUCAUCAAAGGAGACGCCUAAUUGUGAUUUUGGAAAUAUAGAAGGUCUCUCUGUAUAUGAUCUUGGCUACCAUUUCACUGAUUAUCUCAAUAUUCAGGACGCUGAAGACUCAAAUGGUAAGCGCAAUGUUGAGACCGUGAAGGAAGAUGUAAGUAAAGAUUCCCAUGGAAGUGACCCUGGUGCUGCUUCUGCAAAACGCUUGAUGAAAUGUGCAACAUUUCCAUGCUCUGGUAUCAGCGUGCCUCCUGCAGAAUUUGGUAGGAAGGUGCAAGAGGGUGACAUGAAUGCUGAAGUAAUAACACAUGGUGCUGAUGCCAAAUCUCCUGAUUUGCCUUACUCACGUUCCAUUUCCCUGCCAACUCCAUUGAAGCUUGUAUCCGCCAUAAAAGGCAGCCGUGAGAAACAAGGCAGUCUACCAAGGAAGCUGACUGUAACAUGGGCUCCGGAUGUGUAUGACCCUAUUCCAACAUCAGUUUCACAUUUUCCAAGCAAGGGACAAAGCCAUAAGAGUGGCAAGAAGAAGAAUGGGAAGAAUAAGCAAAAAAACAAUGGCAAAUCUUCCCGUGGGAGCAAGGGUAGAGACAAGAAACAAGCUCGGAAACAUGGAGGGAGUUCUCAGAUAAGUUACCAUCCUCUUGAUGAUAGCAACAGUGCCUCGUCGAGCGAGGUACAGUCUAGUGUUGUGGAAUUUGAUGUUGGCAGCCAAGAUCCAUUUUGUGGGAGCAGUUUUCUUAAGAACUCCAUCACAAAACUUCACUUCCCAGUUGCAGAGGCUAGCUGAACUCCCUUUUUGAUCUUAGUGGCUCUCUAACCAAGCUGAGUAAAUAAAUAAGUGUGCGGGCUUUGUUGAGUAGUGUAAGUUGUGGAAACAGUUGUAGACUCAUAGUUAGUCGUGGCAUGUUCGUGCUAAACUUUUCAACAGUUGACAUGUCAGUGAAGUCGAUAGUUUCUGCUA